This is a messenger RNA of Schizosaccharomyces osmophilus, 354 nucleotides long. It is a transcript of the gene mgr2, whose product is annotated as TIM23 translocase complex subunit Mgr2. Gene Ontology annotation, cellular component: TIM23 mitochondrial import inner membrane translocase complex. The coding region runs from base 1 to 354 and encodes 117 amino acids. Gene Ontology annotation, biological process: protein insertion into mitochondrial inner membrane; protein import into mitochondrial matrix. The transcript is spliced from 2 exons. NCBI's taxonomy places the organism in Eukaryota, Fungi, Ascomycota, Schizosaccharomycetes, Schizosaccharomycetales, Schizosaccharomycetaceae. The record is from RefSeq and is a predicted model, not a curated record.
AUGCAAGCUGUUCAACCUUCUACAACCGAUAAGCUAAAGAUGGGAGCCAUUAUGGGGUCAGCUGCUGGACUCGGCAUUGGUUUCCUUUUCGGCGGCAUGGCUGUGCUACGAUAUGGACCUGGGCCACGCGGCUUUUUAAGAACCUUGGGUCAGUAUAUGCUUACUUCUGCCGCUACUUUUGGUUUCUUCAUGUCCAUCGGUUCGGUCAUUCGUAACGAGGAUAUUCCUCAAUUGGGUUACAAAGGCGUCGAGUGGUCUCCAAAAUUAAUGCAACAACGUUCUAUUUAUGAUCGUAUCUUAGCAGAAAGCUCCCGUCGUGAGGAUAUCUCAUCUAACGCUUCAAACUCCGAGUAA